AAGGACGCUUUAGCCAAGAUGUUCGAGAAGUAUCGAGCAUCGACCGAUGAGAGGGAUACAGUGGGUGUUGAGGGUGCCAUGAGCUAUCUAACCGAUUUGGGUGUCAACCUUGAGAAUGCGGAAGCGCUUGUCGCGCUGGAAAUCAUCCAGGCACCAUCAUUGGGGGAGAUUUCAAAGCAAGGGUUCGUCGAUGGUUGGAGUGCUGUUGGAGCGGAUACUAUAAGCAAGCAAAAGUCAUAUGUGGCUGGACAGAUCAAGAACCUUAAGUCCGAUAUUUCUCUGUUCAAGAAAGUUUACAGACACACCUUCAUCUGCGCUAAGGACAAAGGACAGAAAGCCCUCUCGCUUGAGAACGCUCUGGUAUACUGGGAGCUAUUAUUCAGCCUACCUGGAAAGCCCUGGGUCACCGCUUCCACAAACUGGGCAGAUCUUUGGAUGGAAUUCUUGAAGGCUAAAUGGACUAAGUCUGUCAACAAGGAUAUGUGGAAUCAAACCUUCGUAUUCUUUGAGAAGACCAUGGAGGACGAGAGUCUGAGCUUCUGGAGUGAAGAUGGCGCUUGGCCAGGCGUGAUUGAUGACUUUGUUGUCUAUGCAAAGGAGAAGAGAGGCGAUGUACCGGAAUCAAUGGAGACUGACUAG
This is a messenger RNA of Mollisia scopiformis, 639 nucleotides long. Its product is annotated as DUF298-domain-containing protein. The annotation marks the transcript as partial. The transcript has 3 exons. The record is from RefSeq and is a predicted model, not a curated record. Gene Ontology annotation, cellular component: ubiquitin ligase complex. Gene Ontology annotation, molecular function: cullin family protein binding; ubiquitin conjugating enzyme binding; ubiquitin-like protein binding. Gene Ontology annotation, biological process: protein neddylation; positive regulation of ubiquitin-protein transferase activity. Lineage: Eukaryota; Fungi; Ascomycota; Leotiomycetes; Helotiales; Mollisiaceae.